Molecule: messenger RNA, 1717 nt
Organism: Rana temporaria (common frog)
Lineage: Eukaryota; Metazoa; Chordata; Amphibia; Anura; Ranidae
Product: zinc finger protein 501-like
Exons: 2
Coding region: 304-1341 (345 amino acids)
Biological process (GO): regulation of transcription by RNA polymerase II; central nervous system development
Cellular component (GO): nucleus
Molecular function (GO): DNA-binding transcription factor activity, RNA polymerase II-specific; RNA polymerase II cis-regulatory region sequence-specific DNA binding
Source: RefSeq, a predicted model, not a curated record
UCCAAUAAGGUCCUAAUUAUUCUGUGGUGGCUAAUACCUGUGAAAAGACAUUUAGGCCGGCUGUACACAGUGAAAAUGUAUUUCUUGCAACCACAAGUUACAGGAAAGAAAUGUGCAUGAUUCCCCUAGCAAUACAAACUGUGCUGACAAGGGAAUCCCUAUUACCAAGCAAUCGCUGACUCUACUGCCUAUGUUUUUAUGCCUGAUUUUAUCUGCUGAAAUGUAAAUUACUAAGCUCAAAGUAAAUCGAAGAUCUAUUGUUGAAAAAAAAAUCACAACUAAACUGAUUGACAUUAACACAAGAUGAGUCAAAGAGGAGAACAUUUGUAUCCAUGUUCUGAGUGCCAGAAGAUAUUUACUUCUGAGUCCAAACUCAAUGUUCAUCUGAGGAUUCACACUGGAGAGAGGCCAUAUACAUGUUCAAAAUGUGACAAGUCCUUCUUACAAAGUGAUCUUCUUGCUAAACACCAGAGAAUUCACACAGGAGAGAAACCGUUUAAUUGUUCAGAAUGUGGCAAGUGCUUCUCACAUCGUUCUAAUCUUACUCAACACAAGAAGAUUCACACAGGAGAGAAACCGUUUAAUUGUUCAGAAUGUGGAAAGUGCUUCUCACAUAGUUCUGCUCUUACUAAACACCAGAAGAUUCACACAGGAGAGAAACCGUUUAAAUGUUCAGAAUGUGGCAAGCGCUUCUCACAAAAAAUUAGUCUCACUGGACACCAGAAGAUUCACACAGGGGAGAAACCAUUUAAUUGUUCAGAAUGCGGAAAGUGCUUCUCACAUAGUUCUGCUCUUUCUAAACACAAGAGAAUUCACACAGGAGACAACCCGUUUAAAUGUUCAGAAUGUGGAAUGUGCUUCUCACAAAAUAGUCAUCUCACUGUACACCAGAAGAUUCACACAGGAGAGAAACCAUUUAAAUGCUCAGAAUGUGGCAAGUGCUUCUCACAAAGUUCUGCUCUUUCUAAACACCAGAAGAUUCACACAGGAGAGAAACCGUUUAAAUGUUCAGAAUGUGGCAAGUGCUUCUCACAAAAUAGUCAUCUCACUAUACACCAGAAUACUCACACAGGGGAGAAACCAUUUAAGUGUUCAGAAUGUGGCAAGUGCUUCUCACAUCGUUUUGAACUUACACAACACCUGAGAAUUCACACAGGAGAGAAACCAUUUAAAUGUUUGGAAUGUGGCAAGUGCUUCACACAUGGUUCUAGUAUUAUCGUACAUCAGAGAAUUCACACUGGAGAAAAACCAUUUCAAUGUUCAGAAUGUGACAUGUGCUUCUCCUAUAAGAAAAGUCUUGUUACACACCAGAGAAAUCACACUGGAGUAAAAAACAUUUAAAUGUUCAGAAUGUGGCAAGUGCUUUUCACAAAAUUCUCAUCUUAAUAUUCAUAAAAGGAGUCAUAAAGGAGAGAAAUGAAUAAGAAGAUUCACACAGGAGAAAAAACAUUUAAAUGUUGAGAAUGUGACUUCACUUUGAAACAAACUUUGUUACACACCAGAGAAUUCACACAGGAGAAAAAAACAUUUAAAUGCUCAGAAAGUGCUUCUAAUGAGGUUCUAUCCUUAAUAAACAUAAAAGGAUUCACACACGACAGAAAUCAUUUAAAUGGUCAGAUUUGUAGAAAGUGCUUCUUGCAUAGUUCUAAUGUUACUAUAUACCAGAGAAGCCAAAUUAGUGAAUGUGAUAUACACUAUAAUACCAAAAGUAUUGGGA